This is a messenger RNA of Brachypodium distachyon (stiff brome), 843 nucleotides long. Its product is annotated as superoxide dismutase [Cu-Zn] 2. Gene Ontology annotation, molecular function: superoxide dismutase activity; copper ion binding. Bases 117 to 611 code for a protein of 164 amino acids. Gene Ontology annotation, biological process: removal of superoxide radicals. The record is from RefSeq and is a predicted model, not a curated record. The transcript is spliced from 7 exons. NCBI's taxonomy places the organism in Eukaryota, Viridiplantae, Streptophyta, Magnoliopsida, Poales, Poaceae.
UCGUCAGCUCCGGCCUCCGGGCAACGCGACGGAACAGCGCAAGAGAACAAGCCAAAAACGAGAAGCCGAGCCACACACACACCGCUAGCGCCGAGGCGGCGGAGGGGCACGAAAGAAUGGCAGGGAAACCCGGCAGUCUCAAGGGCGUCGCCCUCAUCAGCGGCGGCGGCGUCAACAGCUCGGUCGCCGGCGCCAUCCACUUCGUCCAAGACCCCUCCACCGGGCAUACUGAGGUGAGGGGGAAGAUCGCGGGCCUCGCCCCGGGCCUCCACGGCUUCCACAUCCACGCCUUCGGCGACACCACCAACGGCUGCAACUCCACCGGACCACAUUUUAAUCCUCAUAAUAAGUCCCAUGGAGCACCGAUAGAUGAUGAACGACAUGUGGGUGACCUGGGAAACAUACAGGCUAACAAUGAUGGCAUUGCAGAAGUCUUCAUAAAGGACUUACAGAUUUCACUAAGCGGGCCUCAGUCCAUACUCGGAAGGGCAGUUGUUGUUCAUGCUGAUUCUGAUGACCUAGGAAGGGGUGGCCAUGAACUCAGUAAAUCAACAGGAAACGCAGGAGCCAGAAUUGGAUGCGGUAUUAUUGGAAUUCAGCCUGCUGUUUAACGAAAAUGGCUACUGGAGUUCUUCGUGUUGGUGUCGUGCACAGGCAAUGAAGUAAUAGUGUCGUGGUUCUGGAGUUUGGACCAUUUGAAGAUUACAUUUUGAUGUAAUAGUACUAUGUUCAGUUAUGUAUAUGUAUGCAAUACUGUUACAAUCUGAGUAAAAGGAAGAAAAAAAUGAUUUGUACGAACUUGUAUCAAACUUCUCCCAAUCCUUGGCACGGUUCUUUUUCAUA